Drosophila innubila is the source of this 525-nucleotide messenger RNA. Its product is annotated as sex-regulated protein janus-B-like. The record is from RefSeq and is a predicted model, not a curated record. Gene Ontology annotation, molecular function: protein histidine phosphatase activity. NCBI's taxonomy places the organism in Eukaryota, Metazoa, Arthropoda, Insecta, Diptera, Drosophilidae. The coding region runs from base 75 to 500 and encodes 141 amino acids. Gene Ontology annotation, cellular component: cytosol. The transcript is spliced from 4 exons. Gene Ontology annotation, biological process: peptidyl-histidine dephosphorylation.
UGAGCUGAACAUUCCCUUCAGGCAACACAUUCUGAACUUUUUUCUUCUAAAUUUUAAAUUUACAUUCCUCAGAAAUGAAAUUCGCUACAGCCUCGCUUCCUUUUCGAGUUUUUUCAAAUCAGUUCCUUAGAAAUUUUGCGAGCCAAAAGACUGGAAAGGCAUUGCUAACAACACCCAAGGUUUCCAUUGGGGAGGGAUCUCUCAACUACUUGCUAGUUUCAAUCUACAUUCAUGGCGAGACAUUGUUUGCAAGGACGAUAGUACGAGCGCACAAGGAUUCACAUAUGGCUCUGUACGACCAAGUUCGAUCCGAUAUGGAGGAAGUUGGACUGUGCAUGAAGCCCUUAGGUGGGGGUAUGCUAAACGUGGAUGGGAAGGCUCGAAAAAUAAAAAUUCACAGCAUGUGCAAGACUUUUGGAGAAGCCGAUCAUUAUAGAACAAAGGAAAUUUUAAAAUCGUCAAAGAAAUAUGAAAAUUAUAAAAUUUCUGUUGGCAAGUGAAUAAUUAUAAAACAUAUAUAACGAG